AAAAACGAAAGAAUGAAAUAACGGUCAGGCGACCUCGACGCCGCCAUCAUGGAGCAAGUGUGUGUCAAUGUGUGCCAAGUGUGAGUGUGUGUAAUGACUAGCACAAGAAAUAAAUACAAAUUUCGAGCAGCAACAACAACAAAAAUCUUCAUCAGCAGGCAUCUCCAGCUGCUCACUGGAAUAAAAGAAAAAGCCAAAAGCAAAAGCAAAAAAGAAAAUUAAAAUUAAAAGAAUUUCAUAACACUUUAAAUGAAAUUCCCGUAUUAAUCGCUCCUCAUUACAAACUAAUUUCGCUGUAAAUACGAACAUGAAAAUGUGUAAAUUCUAAAGGCAGCAGCCAGCAACAACAAACUAGUCCCCCCACCACCCCCUUGCCCUCUUGCCCCGACCCAUCUGUAGCACCUGCCCACGCAGCGCCAAUGAAAGUGAGAGCGCGUCCAACGGACAUUUCAAGAACAACUAAAUAAUAAUAAUAAUAAUUCAUCAAGUUCCUAACUGUUUUCUGUGCUUCUCUUUUCCCUUCCCCGCCGCCAACUUCUUGUGUGCAGAUAAAAAAAAUCAAAGUUUUGCGCAAAGGAAUAGAAGCAGCGCCCAAAAGGCAGAGCCAAAAAUUUCUCUGCACAUGCAUGUAAAAACUAAAAAAAAAGUGGAAUUAUUCGAAAAAAAAACAACAACUACAGCUACAACUACAACAACAACAACAACUAGAACUACAGCAAGAGCGUGCAAGGCGCGAGAGUCGAAAGCACACACAAGCAAAAGCACUCGAUAAAAAGUUAUUAGCAAAAACAUAAAUACGUUACUUGCUCUCUUUUCCGCGCGCGCUCUCACGCUCUCCCCCUCGCUCUCUCACAAAAAGGGCGCCCAACGCCAACGCUCAGCCCAAGUGCUCUGUGUGGGAGUGCGAGCUGAGAGUGGGAGAGGCAGAACGAGACGGACAGUAGGUAGGUCAGUGGCAGUGGGCGGCCUAGCAGCGGCAGCAGCGCGAGCGCCAGCGGCAGCGCCAGCUGUGGCAGCUACGCCAACGCCAACGCCAAACGCCAACAUCAACUUGAACUUGCAAAGGGCAGCAUGUCCUGCACCGUCUCCGAGCUGCCCAGUGGCUGUCGUUUGCGCGGCAUGACUGCAUCCUCACAGAGCGCGGCGGCAGCGGCGGCGGCGGCCAACAACGGGAAUGGGAACGGGAACGGGAAUGGUAACGGGGAUAGCGUCGGUGCCGGACCUGGCAGCGGCUUGAGCUCAACUGGGGGCAUCGGGGGCGUCAGCGGCACAACGGGCACAAGCGCAACGCUGCAGGGCAGCGUUAGCGCCACAUCGAACGUGCUGCAGGAGUCGAAUGCGACGCUGCAGCGGCCGCAGUCGCAGAAGCCAUGCUGCUUUUGUUGGUGCUGUUGUUGUUCCUGCUCCUGUCUUGCCAUCAAGAAUGCCGAUGAAAAUGCGCCCACCAAACGUGAUCUCGUUAGCGCCGAUUUCCUAGAUGGCGAUCAACCCACAUUAGAAGAAAUACGUAGUUGGGGUAAAAGCUUUGAUAAACUAAUGAAGAGCUCAAAUGGCCGCAAGGUAUUCCGGGAUUUUCUGCGCAGCGAAUUCAGCGAGGAGAACAUACUAUUUUGGCUGGCCUGCGAGGAUCUGAAGAAGGAGAACAGCGCCGAGGUGGUCGAGGAGAAGGCGCGCCUCAUCUACGAGGACUAUAUAUCGAUACUAUCGCCGCGCGAGGUCUCCCUGGACUCGCGAGUGCGCGAGAUUGUCAAUCGCAAUAUGAUCGAGCCGACGACCCACACCUUCGACGAAGCUCAAAUACAAAUCUAUACGCUGAUGCACAGAGACUCAUAUCCCAGAUUCCUAAACUCGCAAAAGUUCAAGACACUCGCUCAAAUGCAAGACAAUUCGAAUGCCGGCUCCAAGGCGGAUAGUCCCACUUAGAUCUGUUAUCCUAUACAAUUGACUCUAUGUUGAGUUGAUUUUGUUGUUGUUUUAACAUUAGACUAUUUAAUUUCUUAUUUAUUUUUUGAUUUCCCGGUUAACCCCGAAGCCUGUUCACAAACUGUUGCCGCCAACAACAACCGCACAGCUGUCCUUUAAAAAAAAAAAAAAAAAAGAAGAUGAAAAGAAAAACACAAAGCAAUAUGUCAUACAAACUAAAUAGAUUCGAUUCCAUUUGGCGUGUG
Messenger RNA from Drosophila montana, 2168 nucleotides. It is a transcript of the gene Dhit, whose product is annotated as Double hit. The transcript is spliced from 6 exons. The record is from RefSeq and is a predicted model, not a curated record. Bases 1072 to 1923 code for a protein of 283 amino acids. Lineage: Eukaryota; Metazoa; Arthropoda; Insecta; Diptera; Drosophilidae.